AUGACUUUAUUAUUACAUGUCGAGUUCGAUGCAACUUCAGAAUCAACAGCAACAAAGAUCCUUGAAUCUUUGGCUCGGAUGGCAGAUAUUGUGCAUCGUGAUCAUCCUAAAGUAUACACAUAUGUAUUUCGAUAUGGCGAUGAAACCAAAACAAAACUUAUUUUUACUGAAAUAUAUGCCGAUGAACAGGUAUUUCUCGACCAUGGAUGUGAUGCUGAGUUUGGCAGACUUUUAUUAGAAGCUUUCGAUAAAACAACAGGUAAAAGCCGAAAAGAAUUAUGUAUUCGAAGUGACAUCAAUAGUCCCUUAUCACAAAUAACUGCCAGUAUACUCGAUAAUUAUUUGCAUGUUACUUAUAUUUCUCUUCAGCAAGGCUUUUUUCAUCGAGAAUUAAUUCAGAAAAGAGAAGUGGACCUUCUGAUUGUAUGUACUGGUUGUGAUCAAAAUGUUUAUGAACAAUUGAACUCACUUGUUAGUUGUGCAACAUGUGUCACGUUUGAAGAAUCCGAUGGCAAUAGACAACUGAUUGCUGUUAUUGAAAAUAUUUCAAGUGAAAAACCGUCAAUGACAGAUAAGAAACCAUCGAUUGGUGCGAUUGAAAUAGUUUGCUCGCAUGAAGAGACUAUUCAAAAAUUUAAAGAUAUCAUUAAUCAUUAUUUUCAAAUUCAAUCAAUACGUGUUCAAACAAGUUUCAGUGGUUAUAUUCGUCAUAAAUCUUUAUCAUAG
This is a messenger RNA of Rotaria socialis, 726 nucleotides long. Lineage: Eukaryota; Metazoa; Rotifera; Eurotatoria; Philodinida; Philodinidae. The record is from the annotation of a GenBank genome assembly.